Molecule: messenger RNA, 2395 nt
Organism: Pelobates fuscus (common spadefoot toad)
Lineage: Eukaryota; Metazoa; Chordata; Amphibia; Anura; Pelobatidae
Exons: 11
Coding region: 174-1991 (605 amino acids)
Biological process (GO): exocytosis; exocyst localization
Cellular component (GO): exocyst
Molecular function (GO): SNARE binding
Source: RefSeq, a predicted model, not a curated record
UCCUGACUGCAGACAGAAUUCAGCCCAACGUCAGUAUGAGCUAACAGACCUCAGACCUUCCAUUCACAGAGGGUGAAACGGCUCACAGAUUUUAGUUUCUUUUUAAACUGCGCUGGAGAAGUACUGCUUACAAUUCCUACACGUUUGUCAGAAGCUUAGAGACAGGCGUGCACAUGGCAAACAAAAAGAAAAAAAUACUAUCCUGGCUAAAAUCCCCCAAAAAGUCUGAAUCGUAUCAUCUUCUCCCAGAGGAAUUACCAAAAAACAAUCAGGCGAUGAAACAGCUGGGAGAAGAAUUUAAGAAGAUAUGUGCAGAGAUCAUAGGAAGAAGACACUAUAAGAAAAACUAUACUACAAAGGUCUACGUUGAUCAGGAGGCAUCGCCAGAAACUUUCUCGGAGCUUAUGAGCAAGAAGCUGUAUCGUGAAGCUUGUACUUUAAUUUCGAGGCUAGAGCAAACAGCCGUUGAAACCACAGUUAAAAUGUACCAAGAACUAGCUUUUGACAUGUGGGAGACUGUAAAGAAGGCUCUGAACGGUGAUCAAAGUCUAUGUGUACAUCUAAAAUCAGUGGCUGACUGUUUACAAUGGGCGAAAGAGGAAAGCGACCAUGAAGAUGCUCAUUGGAGUCCUAAAUCUUGGGACAACACAUUGGAAGAGCUAAUUAGUAAGCACAUCCGAGAACAGGUCUUAACUCAUGAAUACAAGAGGAAAGCUAAAAUGAACCUCAAAAGACACUUAGAAAUACUGGAGGACAAUACUUUAAGGAACAUAGACAAACAUAAAUCUCUUCUUGGAGACCUGUUUAUUGUAUAUUUGGAAUGCCUGUCUGUUUGUAUGGUACACCAUCUGUCAUCACUGGCAAAGGAAGACUUAAAUCACGAAGAAUCUGUGCUUCUGUAUAGAUGGGGAAUUGAAGAACAUUGGAGGCAAUUGUUCUGUCUGAAAGAAUCUAAUGCUUUUGAUGCCUUGUUUAAUAAAUGGUUGAAUGACACUGCAAGUAAGAUUAUAUCCACUGGAAAGAAAACCAUUUAUACAGCGCGACGUGAGAUGCUUGAGGAGGAAAUGAAAUGGAAUAUACAACAAGAGCCUGGACCGGAAUGUAACUUUAAUGGCCUAUUGAAGGAAGCAAUUGAUGUACUCAAGGCCGUUGAAGAUCUUGGUGAUAAAUUAGUAUCGGAUGUUCGAGAAGUAUUUUUGGAUGAAGUUCUACAGUUUUUGAGACGCUAUAAUACGUUUUUGGAAGCAAAGGUUGAACGAAGCGAUUCUGGAAAAAAAUUGUGCGUGCCUCUACGGAUUGUAAAAAAUUGCCAGAUUUUGAGGAAUACACUUGAGGAUGUAGGAGACACACUUCGAGUCAAGCCUACUCUGUACUUAGAAAUAAUAAAUAUUAUUCAUGAAAUUGAGGAUCGCGGAAUCAAACUCUUCUCCGCCACCUUGAAAUUAACAUUCAAGAAACCUUUUAAAAACUACUUUACUGAUAACAGCCAAUUUAAAGAUGUCCUUCAGGAACUUCAAAACAGCAUCGAACAUGCGGGAAUACAAAAUAACAAGAUUGUUAUCAAGACCGAGCUGUGUGUGAUUGUUGGAUUGUACAUUCAAGCCUUUUUUAACUACUCAAACAAAAUAGAAGGCUCGAGUAAAGCUGAAGCGUUUAUGAAUGGAAGUAAACCUUUGCAGAAUUUCUUCCAAAGCUUAGUGUCAGACGAGGUGAAGAGGAAGGAUCCUUUGCAAUAUAUCAUAAAUAUACUCAAUUCUCAAGAUAGUAAGUCUUUAGAAACAACCAUCGCUUUCUUCAGUAACGACCAUCAAGACUUAAGGGAAGAACAUCUGAAUGCUAUUCUAAAAAUUAAAGGAAACAUUAGCUUUACAGAAAAGAAAAGACUUGUGUAUUUCAUAAAACACAGAAAAUCUGAUCAUCAAGAAGACAAACUCUUUUUCUUCCGUGAUAUCAAGGUGAAGCCAUUUUGUCCAUGGUGCUGUGUCAGCUGAAGUCCGAUGUCCGAUAAAUACACAGAAAUUAUGGCUGUAUAUCCAUCAACUCUCCGAAACGUGGAAUUAAAAUUCAGGAACAAAGACUUUCAAAGAUCAUUUACAGAACAUCGCAAGCCAUUGUAUAUUUAUUUAAUAGGAUUCUUCACCAACGCGAGGAUUCAAAGUGAAUUUCAAAUUUAAGGUCAAAAUAGACGAAAUGGAAAAAUUCAGCUAUGCAGAAUCAGCUAUCCUUAAAUUUGAAAUCGCUGUUAAUUUGCUUAGAAUCCCCACUUUAACAAAUAACCUUGUAUGUAUUACUUUAUUUAUAUUUGUGAUAAGGAAACAAAUAAUCUGCUUCACAGUAAGACCUGGCGUUUCUUACCAUUGUAAAUUGCCAAAAUGUAAAUAAAAUGUAUAAUUUA